CAGACUGAUGCCUGAGAUCCACGAGCAGCAGCUGCAGUUGUGGCAGUGGGAAAACUGCGCGCAGGAAAACAUCAUGUUGACUCCGUGUUCUUUUUUGUGAGGAACACAGACACGAGCGGGAAGAACAAAGGCCUAGAGGAAGUGAUGUCAGCAGGUGAGGACCAGGACGGUGAGGCGACGUCGCCCAUGUACGUGUACGAAUCGAAGGUCCACUGUGCCAACGUGCUGUUAAGCCUGGAGGAGCAGCGGCAGCAGGGCAUCCUCUGCGAUGUGACCGUGCUUGUGGAGGGCAGGGAGGUGCGCGCACACAGAGCUGUCCUUGCUGCCAGUAGCCGCUACUUCCUGCAAGCCUUUGUAGGGCACGGCACAUCGCCAGGCGAGGCAGAGCCCAUCAUUGACCUGCCAGACAAGGUGACAGUGAAGGGUUUUGCUCCACUUCUCCAGUUUGCCUACACAGCCAAGCUGGUUUUAAGUUGUGAGAACAUCCACGAGGUCAUCCUGUGUGCCGACUUCCUGGGGGUUUACAAUUUGGAGGAUUCGUGCUUCCGUUUCCUUCAAGAACAGCUACAGAACGACAGCCAACGUGCCAGUAAUGGCAAGGUGAAAUAUGAUGACGACGCCGUGGCCAAGGACACAGUGAUUUCCGAGCCAGUAUCCUUGGAUGAUUCUGCAGACACCAAACAUCAUGUAGCACUCCCUAUGCCACUCUCCAGUGAUCUUCCACAAAGUCCCAAAUACAGAAAAUAUCCCUACCAGAUCUGUGACAAGAUCAAUGGAGAAAUCCACCCUGGUAGUGACGAUGUCCUUUUGCCCACUCAUACCUCAGUCAGCUCACAGCUCAUAGACAGAAGUGAUGCUCAACAAACUCUACUUACGCCUUCUAGAAUCAAAGAGGAACCCUUUGCGUUCGAGGAAGGAGAUGAAAGCAACGGUUGCAACACCGAGCUGUGUUCUGAAGAGGUUCUGGAGAUGGAGCUAGAGGUGGAAGGGGUUCCAGUAGCAGCUGAGCACUCGCCAAGCCAAAGCUCACCCUCUUCCUGUCUGCGCUCCUACCUCCAGAGAGGUGGCCUGGAUCUGAGCAGCGUGCCCACUACUACCAUCCAGCAGCUACUGACCAACAGACUGUCCCUCAACCACUAUAGGGAACUGGUCAAGAGGGAUAAGAUGGAAUCUCUAGGUCAUGAGGACUUCAAAACUGGAAUAGCAGAUGUGCUGCCUGCUGCUCUGACUGGUACUGGUGAGAACAUGGAUGGAGCAGUGUCUAAAGCCUCCUGCUCUAAACAUGAGAGGGAGUUAGACAGACGCAGUGUCAUUUUCUCUUCAGCUGCUGGAGAGCAACUUGCACAUUCUUACAUGGACGAUAAAUUCAGAGACAAAGUCUCAACCUUAAUGCAGGUAGAGCCUCUCUCCUCUGGUCGGCCAUGCCUCAACACCAGCUGCCCUGUUCCCAUUAAGACAUCAGCCCACUCUCCUCCUCCCUUUGAGCCCCAAAUGCAGACGUCUAGCUCACGGUCCUCAUGCUCGUACCCAGAGGAUGCAGGCAGUAGUAGUUCCUCCUCCAGCCUGCCCCAAUUUGACUUCUCCUCAUCCCCCAUCUCAGGAUCCAUCGCUGGACUGUCUCACUGCCUGGCAGGGGUGGUAGAUCAGAGGGCCCUCCACAGCGGGGAGAUGGUCUUCUCUCAGGGUUGUACCACGAUCAAAAGUGAGCAGGGAUUUGGUGCCAGCGGUGGCAACUCCAGUGAUGAAUCGGGCUCUUUCUCAGAGGGAGACAGUGAAAGUGGCAUCUCAAGAAUCUCUGGGCCUGAGGUGAAGCUGCCUUUCCCAGUGGACCACAUCACCAACCUGCCACGCAAUGACUUCCAGAUCCUCAUCAAGAUGCACAAGCUGAACACAGAGCAGCUGGAGUUCAUUCACGACAUCCGCCGCCGCAGCAAAAACCGCAUCGCCGCCCAGCGCUGCCGCAAGAGGAAACUCGACUGCAUCCAGAACUUGGAGGGCGAGAUCCGCAAACUGGUGAACGAGAAGCAGAAUUUGCUGAGCGAGCGCAACCAGCUGAAGGUUUGUAUGUCCGAGCUGUGGCAGAACCUCUCCUUCCUGUCCCAUCAGGUGUGUAGGGAGGUGCAGGGCAGCCAGAUGCCUCCUGUUCCCGCCAGCAUUGACCUAACGUCCGCACCACUGUCGCCUUCUUCUGAAGACAUAAUCUACCAGCCCAGGUCACCUGCGCCGCUAUACAAUGAGACUGCGUGUGUGUCUGACAUGAGUCUCAAUCAGGGGCAGGAGCAAAGGCGACAUGGUGCGGAGGCGUCAGGUCUGAGGCGGGAGAACUCCGAGUCCACUGAGGAAAUAUGUAGCCCCACUGUAACUGUGGCCUUCUGUCAGGAAAUGACUGAGAAGUGCACUACAGAGGAACAGAAGAAGCAGAAGGACUGUACUUAGAGUCUGGUGAAAGUUUGGUCUUGUCUUUACCUUGAUAUUUGAAGUAUUGUUUUUCCUUCCUCGUUUUGGUGAUACAAGCACUAUCAGCAAUACUGUUCAACAGAUAUUUUUUGGACUGGUAUAAAAAAACAGAAGCACUGGGAGCUUUUUCUCUGCUCCUCUCUCUCAUCUUGAUAUUUCCAUCCCGUCAGCUUCCCCAGUUCUCUCGUUUGUCACGGGAGCUUAAACUCAGGAAUUCCGUCGAAUGUUCAGUAAUGUUCCUGUCAACAUAUUCGUGCACUUUACUUUAUGAGUCCUGUGUGAUCCUCAUCAUUACUUUGGUACAUCCGUGGCAAGCUCUUCAUAUCUGACCUCUAUAUCAGAAUUCACUUUCAACAUUAGCUAACAAUAAUAAUUCAACUGUUUGGCAAAUAUUGUUAUUUGUCCGAGUAUAUCCAUUCGUUAAUUCAUUCCAAAACAUCACUGAGGUGGAGUCGGAACAUGGUUACGCUUUGUUAGCAUAAUCACUGGAAGCGGGGGGAAAUAUGUCUUAAAGUACUAAAUUAUACCUUUGUCUGAAGCCUUUUUAGCCAAAGAAUGCACUUACUUGUAGCCUGGCUAAUGCUAGACUGCUUCUCCAUCUCAUGUGAGAUUGAGUCUGGAAAAGGGUGUGGCUAACGGACGUAGAUCAAAAUUGGAUAGACCUGCAACCAAUCAGACCAAUGAUCAGGAUCCCAUAUGGUGAACUGGUUGGUUUUGUAUUCGUACAGCGCUUGUCUAGUUUUGACGACCACUCAAAGCUGCUUUACACAACACGUUUGCCAUUCACCCAUUCACUC
This is a messenger RNA of Solea senegalensis (Senegalese sole), 3254 nucleotides long. Its product is annotated as transcription regulator protein BACH2-like. Gene Ontology annotation, biological process: regulation of transcription by RNA polymerase II. Gene Ontology annotation, molecular function: protein binding; RNA polymerase II cis-regulatory region sequence-specific DNA binding; DNA-binding transcription factor activity, RNA polymerase II-specific. Lineage: Eukaryota; Metazoa; Chordata; Actinopteri; Pleuronectiformes; Soleidae. Bases 145 to 2436 code for a protein of 763 amino acids. The record is from RefSeq and is a predicted model, not a curated record. The transcript has 5 exons.